Messenger RNA from Enhydra lutris kenyoni (northern sea otter), 2334 nucleotides. RefSeq names its product Rho guanine nucleotide exchange factor 38. The record is from RefSeq and is a predicted model, not a curated record. Lineage: Eukaryota; Metazoa; Chordata; Mammalia; Carnivora; Mustelidae. Gene Ontology annotation, cellular component: cytoplasm. Bases 1 to 2334 code for a protein of 777 amino acids. The transcript is spliced from 14 exons. Gene Ontology annotation, molecular function: guanyl-nucleotide exchange factor activity; protein binding.
AUGGAGCCCAAAGAAGCCACUGGGAAAGAGAACAUGGGCACCAAGAAGAAGAAUCUGACCUUCUUGAGGCCCAGGCUCUAUAUGCUGGAGAGAAGGAAGACUGACACAGUGGUUGACAGCAGUGUUUCUGGGGACCACUCUGGUACCUUGAGGAGGAGCCAGUCUGACAGGACCGAAUACAACCAGAAACUUCAAGAAAAGAUGACUCCCCAGGCCGGGGCUUCCACCACUGAGACCCUAACUCAGGAGGAGCACCAGGUGCAGAGAAUGAUGGCAAAGCGUUCGAAAAUCAUUAAGGAGCUGAUACAGACGGAAAAAGACUACCUCAAUGAUCUCGAGUUGUGCAUCAAGGAAGUGGUUCAGCCCUUGAGAAAUAAACAGAUUGAUCAGCUGGACGUGGAUAGCUUGUUUAGCAACAUUGAAUCAGUGCAUCAGAUAUCAGCCAAACUGCUGUCAUUGUUGGAAGAGGCCACAACAGACGUGGAACCGGCCAUGCAAGUAAUCGGAGAAGUAUUCUUGCAGAUUAAAGGACCACUGGAAGAGAUUUAUAAAAUCUACUGCUACCACCAUGAUGAGGCACACAGCAUACUGGAAUCCUAUGAAAAGGAAGAAGAGCUGAAGCAACAUUUGAGCCACUGUAUCCAGUCCUUAAAGAAAAUAUACAUGCAAGAAGGCAAACCAAACUUACUGGACAUGGGCUCUUUGAUGAUCAAACCAAUCCAGCGUGUAAUGAAAUACCCCCUCUUGCUGUGUGAACUCCGAAGCUCCACCCCUCCCUCCCACCCAGACUUCAGGGCUCUGGGAGAUGCCUUCACUGCAGUGAAAGACAUUAAUGUGAACAUCAAUGAACUUAAAAGACGGAAAGAUUUAGUUCUAAAAUACAAGAGGAAUGAUGAGGAUGAAUCACUUAAAGAUAAAUUGUCUAAACUAAACAUUCAUUCAAUUAGCAAGAAAUCAAAAAGAGUGACAAAUCACCUAAAGAUUCUGACCAGAGGAGAGCCACAGGUGAAAGACAAUACCUUCAAUAGAGAAGAAAAGCUGUUCAGAUCUUUAGAAAAGACGGUGAGGCACUGUGUGAAGAACAUUGCACUCUGUCAUCAACACAUCCAGGAUGCCAUGCCCUUAGCCCUGCAGAGUGUGAUGGCGCUCCAGGAGAUCUCAUGCAACAAAGAUAAGGAGGACAGGAGCCAUUCGGAGACCCCCAGUAAUGUCCCAAAUCCCUGCAGUGACUUUGCAGCCCAUUUACAGAGGCUCAUCCUGAUGCCCCUGUCGGCCCUGCUGUCCUUAUUCACGGGGCCGCAGAAGCUCAUCCAGAAACGCUAUGACAAACUGCUGGACUGCAACAGCUCCCUACCACGGGUAGCCGGAGAUGAGACAGACUUGGCCCAAAAGGAGUAUGAGGCCCUCAAUGCCCAGCUCGUCGAGGAGCUCCAGGUGUUCAACCAGGCUGCUCGAAAGAUUCUGUGGAACUGUCUGUGCAGUUUCAUGGCUCUCCUCAGAGACCUGACCCUCGAGGCUCAGCAGGUUUACUCCACAGUGGCGCCGGUACCACUGUUGGACUCAAGAAUCUCUGAAAUUCAGAAUCGAGUACUAGAAGAGGUUCAAAAUCUUAAUUUUGUGAAGGACAAUGGUGCCACUUUUAUUGAGAGGAAACUUAGUUUUGAAAAGAAGAAGUCUGUGCAAAUUCUGCCAGAAGUGCCCCGUCAAACUGACAUUCACCGCUCCAAACUACUAUCCACAUAUGGUAAAGAAGAACUCUACCAAGCGAAACGCAAGUGUAACGCUACCCAAGAAUAUGACAUCAAUCUUCUGGAAGGGGAGUUGGUGGCUGUGGUGGAACAGAAGGAUCCGCUGGGGAGUACAAGCAGGUGGCUUGUUGAUACAGGAAUUAUAAAAGGAUAUGUGUAUUCCUCCUUCUUAAAACCCUACAAUCCAGCGAAAGUACAGAAGGUGGACACUGAGAACAGGUUUGGUGAUGAUGAUUUUGAUAACAUCAGCCUCUUUGUGUCCUCGCGGCCAGCUAGUGACAGUGUCACUGGCACCCCGGAAAGUAGCAUAAGUGAUAGCAGCUCAUCUCUUAGCGGUACCUGUGGAAAGUUUGAAACAAACAGCACGGACGUUGACAGCUCUCAAGAGGUAGAGGAUCAGAUUUUCUAUGCAGUUCAUGCCUUUCAAGCACGAAGUGACCAUGAACUUAGCCUUCAGGAAUAUCAAAGAGUACACAUCCUUAGAUUUUGUGACUUAAGUGGCAAUAAAGAGUGGUGGUUAGCUGAAGCUCAGGGGCGGAAAGGAUAUGUGCCAGCUAACUACCUUGGGAAGAUGACUUAUGCUUAA